Messenger RNA from Protopterus annectens (West African lungfish), 3959 nucleotides. It is a transcript of the gene MGAT4A, whose product is annotated as alpha-1,3-mannosyl-glycoprotein 4-beta-N-acetylglucosaminyltransferase A. Lineage: Eukaryota; Metazoa; Chordata; Ceratodontiformes; Protopteridae. The transcript has 16 exons. Gene Ontology annotation, cellular component: Golgi stack; endoplasmic reticulum; endoplasmic reticulum-Golgi intermediate compartment. Gene Ontology annotation, biological process: protein N-linked glycosylation. Bases 280 to 1893 code for a protein of 537 amino acids. Gene Ontology annotation, molecular function: acetylglucosaminyltransferase activity. The record is from RefSeq and is a predicted model, not a curated record.
UCCUUGGCAAUGUGUUGGGGUUAGGAGUUCCGUUUUAACGUUUCGUGAUGGAGUGCCGCUUCACUUCCAUUGUUGGACUCGGCUGUUGGUUUUAUUUUCACCGCCGAGCCUUUGCGGCUGUGAUGCCCGGGUGUGUGUGAAGCUGGCCGGAUCGUGUGCAGAGGAGCAGGGUGACAUUUGGCAGCACAGAAGAUGCUAUGAGAAGGGGAUUUUGUUUGAGAUUUUGGGAAACCACACUGGUACUGGGAUUAUCCUGCCUUUCUGUGAUGUUGCAAUGAGAUGAGGCUCCGUAAUGGAACUGUGGCCACAGCUUUGCUAUUGAUCACCUGUUUCCUGAGUCUGUCCUGGUACACUGCAUGGCAAAAUGGAAAAGAAAAGUUAAUUGCUUAUCAACAUGAGUUUCACGCUUUGAAAGAGCGUCUUCGUGUGGCUGAAUAUCGAACUUUGCAACGAUCUUCUGAACUGAAUGCUAUCCUACAACAGUUCCGGCGUGCAAUAGCAGAAACAAAUGGAAGCAGAAAUGCAAUAAGCAUCUUUUCAGAUGAAACGCAGAGAUUAUUACAAGACCUGUCAAACAAGAAGUCCUUACAAGUGCCAACAAUCUACUACCAUUUGCCUCAUUUGUUAAAAAAUGAAGAAAGCUUGCAACCUGCUGUGCAGGUGGGCCUUGGAAGAACAGGAGUGUCAAUCGUAAUGGGAAUACCUACAGUAAAAAGGAAGGUCAAGUCCUAUUUGGCUGAGACAGUCCACUCCCUUAUUGACAAAUUAUCUCCGGAAGAAAAACUUGACUCUGUUAUUGUAGUCUUUGUAGGAGAGACUGAUCUUGAUUAUGUGCACAGUGUUGUGGAAGGUUUAGAAAAAGGGUUUUCUGUAGAAAUUAAUUCAGGGUUGUUGGAAGUCAUAUCGCCUCCUGCUUCUUAUUAUCCUGACUGGUCUGACUUAAAGGAGACCUUUGGAGAUUCUAAAGAAAGAGUCAAAUGGCGAACAAAGCAAAACUUGGACUACUGUUUUCUUAUGAUGUAUGCACAGAAAAAAGGCACCUUUUACGUCCAGCUUGAAGAUGACAUAGUUGCCAAACCGCAUUACUUUAGCACAAUGAAAAAUUUUGCACUUCAGUUAUCUUCAGAAGACUGGAUGGUUCUAGAAUUUUCUCAGCUGGGAUUUAUUGGUAAAAUGUUUCAAGCUCCUGACCUGACUCUCAUUGUAGAGUUCAUAUUUAUGUUUUAUAAAGAGAAACCAAUUGACUGGCUGCUAGAUCACAUUCUUUGGGUGAAAGUCUGCAAUCCAGAGAAAGAUGCCAAACAUUGUGAUCGACAGAAGUCUAAUCUUCGAAUCCGCUUUAGGCCUUCUCUUUUCCAACAUGUUGGACUACAUUCUUCUUUGGCAGGGAAGAUCCAGAAACUUACAGAUAAGGAUUUCUUGAAGCCAUUACUCCAUAAAGUUCAUGUAAAUCCACCAGCAGAAGUUUUUACAUCAAUGAAGGUCUAUCAGGGCCACUCGCUGGAGAAGACAUAUAUGGGAGAGGACUAUUUCUGGGCAAUUACACCCAUUGCUGGAGACUAUAUCUUGUUUAAAUUUGACAAGCCUGUCAAAAUGGAAAGGUACCUCUUCCGCAGUGGGAAUCCAGAACAUCCAGGGGAUAAACUGAUGAAUACUACGAUUGAAGUUUUACCUUUUAAGAGUGAAGAACUGGAAGCUAAGCAAGAAACCAAAAAUAAGUAUCUACGUACAGAAGAUGGGUUUUUCAGAAUAGGUAAAUUUGAAAAUGGACUAGCAGAAGGUACUGUAGAUGCCAGCCUAAACCCCGUCAUGCAGCUUCGACUUUUUACCUUGAAAGAUUCUUCUGUCUGGGCUAUUCUUAGUGAGAUACACAUUAAAAAGGCUCCUGAUUAAACCAAGAAAUAACUGAGAGGAUGAAGGAAAUAUUUUUGGGACUUUUCUUACAGGAACUUUUGUCCUCUUUUUUCACAGUAUGUGUGAUGGACUGCAUCUGCUUUUAAUCUAAUCGUCUUGGAGAUAAGAUUUUGUGUGUGUUUGAGCACUACCUCCUGUGAAAUCUACUGUAAUUACCAGAUAACAUUGUGAUUGACUUUAUUUGUAAUGUCACUUUCUUAGCACUUGGGUCCAAUGGAGUAGAAAAUGUCACCAACUCCUGCUAACCAUCACAUUCAUUAUUCUCCAUUAGUAGCAGACGUCUCCAAGAGAGUGCACUUCAUCUGAUGACAAGAGCAAGUGGGUUCCUGGAAGAACUAUUCCAUUUAAUGGAUUGUUCCUUUGUUAAGCUCAGAUACCGGUGUCAGUCAUUUUGUGGUUAUAUCGGUGUACCAUUGUCCUUAGCAUGAUGGUGUCACCAAUGGGCACAGCACUUGUCCAUUUCUGUGCACAUGUCUUAAGCAAAGUUUUAUUUCCAUUUCUUGGUUGGCUUGUGGGGGAGGGGGGAGUGCCACAGAUCCUGAGUCAUUCCAUUUCUAUGAGCCAGGUGUAUCGCCUGUAUAGUGCACUGAUUGACUCCUCCUUUGGGGACUACAUGUGAACCUUGGUCUCACAGGUGGCAGUGCUGUGCACUGCUGCUUUUGCUGUAUACAAAACUUGCACAUCAGUCCAGGCUUCAAGGCAUAUGAGCAGAUCUGUUUGCCACUGUUGUACUAUUAACAUUGAAAGAGAUAGGAAAGUUAUAAGUAUCUGUACCCUGGACUUGUUUGAUGGGCAAAGUCGAUAACAGCAUCUGUUUUUAAGGAAAAAUUUGUGAAAUCAGUGGUUUGAAAUCUAUUGACAACUCUAAAAAGAGUUGAGACUUAAUGCAAGUAUUUGUAGUUGAUUACAAUGCUGUUCAUAGAGAACAUAGUAUUCCUUGUCUGUAUUUAACUGUAUCUUCAUAAAGGCUAAUAAAACAUAAGACAUGAUGUUUUACCGCUUGUAGCUGCUACUGCAUGGCCAAGACUGGUUGGCAGCAUGUAUCUGCAACUUUCUGUGUAUUGUUAUUGGAGGCCCACAGACCUGUAGACCCACUUGUCUUAUCUUCUGGUCUGCUGUCUAGCCAUCUGCUAAAGGAAACUUCUUCCUUCCCAGGUGUCAAUGCAAGCCAACCUGUCACUUGUGACUUCUCUUCUAGCAUCAUGCCUCGGCGAGGGUAAAAGAGACUUCAGACACCAGUCUCUCAAGACAGUGAGAUCAGGUCCUUGGCAGUUGCCGUCAGUGCUGUCUUUGAAUAGAAGCUCCCUCAGAGUGGGCUGUCACCCUGGCCCAGGAAGGAGUUUUUUUUUUUUUUUUUAGUCCCCCUCCCCCUAGCUAUUACACAGUGGCACCAUGCUGGGAUACGAGCAUUCUCCCUGCUAAUGAGUUGGGGCAUACAUUUUUGUAAAUGUGCAGUUACAGUGCACUGUCUUUUACCCAGCCUCUGCUAGCUGACAUUAUCACUGCCACCCCAUCCCUGCUUUUCCUCCUGGGAAAACAGAGCUGUUUUUUGACCACCCCCCCCCCCCCCCAGCUGGCUCUUAACAGCUUCCCCAAGGCCAUUCCCAAACUGAGUUCUUAAGCAGUAUCUUUUCUGUGUGCCACAAAUUAUCCAUGUAUAAUGCAGGUAUAUCAUUAUGGUUAUAUAAAAAUUAGCAUAUUUUUGGUCCCCUUUAAGAAAACAGUCUUGAACCAUUCAUGAAAAAGCCAUUUGUAUAUUGGUGCCAUUUUACCUGACAUUUACUAAAAUAGACCAUCUUCCUCCUAAGGAAUUUUAUACAGUUGAAAAACGUCUUCUAGUCUGCCUAAUGUUUUGGGCAUGUUUAGCAUUUUGAAAUGUAUAUUUUGUCAUACACUGCAUACAGAAUUGUAACAUAGUGUAUAAUGCAUUCUAGGGGGUUAAAAAAUCAUCUUUUGAAGGCAUGGUCUUUUGUCCUCCUCAACUCACUGCUCAGUAAGUUGAGUGCCAGGGAUAUUUUUCAAUAAAAUAUGAUGUAUAAUGUUAA